AUGUGGAAUAUAGCUGAAGGCUGUAUAAUUAAGGGCAAUGGAAAAGAUGGAAUCCAGCACGUUCCCCCCGGCUACCUGGACGUGGUCUCUAGUUUCGGAUCGGCGACAGCCUCGGGGGAACCCCGGCACGAGGCCUACAUCUCCAUGGAGGGCUACCAGUCUUGGACUCUGGCUAACGGCUGGAACGGGCAGGUGUACUGCUCCAAGGACCAGGCCCCAGGCUCCCACUUCUGGAAGUCCUCUUUCGCAGGGGACGUUGCACUAAACCAGCCAGAUCUGUGCGUGUACCGGCGCGGGCGGAAGAAGCGGGUGCCUUACACGAAGCUGCAGCUGAAGGAGCUGGAGAGCGAAUAUGCCCUGAAUAAAUUCAUUAACAAGGACAAGCGGAGGCGGAUUUCUGCAGCCACCAACCUCUCUGAGAGGCAGGUCACCAUCUGGUUUCAGAACCGCCGAGUCAAAGACAAGAAAAUUGUUUCAAAACUGAAGGAAGCCGUUUCUUGA
Messenger RNA from Python bivittatus (Burmese python), 501 nucleotides. It is a transcript of the gene HOXD13, whose product is annotated as homeobox D13. Gene Ontology annotation, biological process: regulation of DNA-templated transcription. Lineage: Eukaryota; Metazoa; Chordata; Lepidosauria; Squamata; Pythonidae. The record is from RefSeq and is a predicted model, not a curated record. Gene Ontology annotation, molecular function: DNA binding; DNA-binding transcription factor activity, RNA polymerase II-specific.